Messenger RNA from Rotaria sp. Silwood2, 297 nucleotides. Lineage: Eukaryota; Metazoa; Rotifera; Eurotatoria; Philodinida; Philodinidae. The record is from the annotation of a GenBank genome assembly.
AUGUGUUUUCAAAGAGCACCUCAAUUACGUGAUGAUGGUCUUCGAAGUCAUGUACGAUCUAUGUCAAUGGUUCAAGAUCUUCAUCCGCACAUUUUUGCUCAACGUUUUCAAUUAGCAAAAAAAGAAGCAUUACAAGUGCUUGACAAACUUAAAAUACCGAUAAAAGCUGAUCGUGAAACAUUGAUUAAAAUAGCUCGUACUUGUUUACGUAGAAAAUUAUCAAUUGAAAAUGUUGAUAUUCUCACUGAUGUUUGUAUUUAUCUCUUUUUUUUUCAUAAUAGAGAUAUUCUCUUUUAA